Molecule: messenger RNA, 1312 nt
Organism: Oryza brachyantha (malo sina)
Lineage: Eukaryota; Viridiplantae; Streptophyta; Magnoliopsida; Poales; Poaceae
Product: TVP38/TMEM64 family membrane protein slr0305
Exons: 7
Coding region: 187-1191 (334 amino acids)
Source: RefSeq, a predicted model, not a curated record
UCCCGCUGCUCCCUCCCCGCCUUAUCGCUUCCGAGCUCUCAUGGCCGCACGCCCCGCCGCGUGCUAGAGCAAGCCCCCGCCGACGCCGACGCCGACGCCGCCGCCGCCGCCCCCCCCCCACCCCACCGCGCGCUGACAGGGUGAGACAGCCCGCGUCGCGCCGCGCCGUGCACGCGACGGCCCCUGAUGAGGCAGCCGCACCUCCUCUCGCCGCAGCAGCUCUCCCCUUCCCCGGUCCUCUCCUCCCACUUCUCUCCGCCGGCGCCCGGGGGCUCGCCGGCGUGGCGGCGGAGCCACCGGAGGACGUUCCACCCGCCGCUCUCGUCGCUGCGGGACCCCGACAAGGCCACGCUCCGCAAGGCUUCGCCCAACGUCCCCUUCCGGCUCGGCGGCGGCGGUGGCGGCGGAAGCAGCAAGGACCGGCGCCCCGCCGCUGACCAGGAGGAGGAGGAGGAGGAGGAUGCGGAGGGUGAGGAAGGCGAUGGAGGUGCGGCUAUCACCGGGACGCUCCUCGCCGGGGCUCUGCUGGUUGGGUUCGUAGGGGGGUUCGGGGCAGCGGGAUACGUGUACAAGGACCAGAUCAACACCUUCCUCACGCAGUUCUCCGGUUUCAUUGAUGGUUAUGGCCCUGCUGGAUAUGCCUUAUUUGUACUGGUGUAUGCAGGAUUGGAGGUUCUUGCAAUUCCAGCGAUACCAUUAACAAUGUCAGCAGGUCUAUUGUUUGGUAGUAUUACUGGUACAAUUAUUGUCUCAAUCAGCGGGACACUAGCUGCAGCAGUGGCCUUUCUUAUUGCUAGAUACUUUGCCAGAGAGCGAAUUCUCAAAUUGGUUGAAGGAAACAAGAAGUUUCUGGCAAUUGAUAAAGCAAUAGGUGAAAAUGGAUUUAAGGUUGUUACUCUGCUUCGACUUAGUCCCCUAUUACCUUUCUCCCUUGGGAACUACUUGUAUGGCUUGACAUCAGUGAAAUUCUUGCCUUAUGUCUUGGGAAGUUGGUUGGGAAUGCUUCCAGGAACAUGGGCUUAUGUCAGUGCUGGUGCAUUUGGGCGAGCUAUAAUUCAAGAUGAGUCAGAAAUCGGUUUGGGAGGAAACAGCCAGCUACUGACACUGGGCAUAGGGCUAUUAUUUACAGCCAUUGCUGCUACAUAUGUAACACGACUUGCAAAGGAUGCUGUAAAGGAGAUGGAUGAAUAGAAUGGUAGGAUUUUCUAGUAAAAGACUAAAGGCGGCCUUUCUGAUAGCAUACUAGCCCAUUGUACAUCAUCAUUGUCAUCCUUGAUGCAAUCUGAUCUACUAGAAAUACGAGCAAUUUUUC